This is a messenger RNA of Daldinia childiae, 2322 nucleotides long. Its product is annotated as putative MFS-type transporter C16A3.17c. The transcript has 10 exons. Gene Ontology annotation, cellular component: fungal-type vacuole membrane. Gene Ontology annotation, molecular function: basic amino acid transmembrane transporter activity. The record is from RefSeq and is a predicted model, not a curated record. Bases 1 to 2322 code for a protein of 773 amino acids. Gene Ontology annotation, biological process: transmembrane transport; basic amino acid transport. NCBI's taxonomy places the organism in Eukaryota, Fungi, Ascomycota, Sordariomycetes, Xylariales, Hypoxylaceae.
AUGAAUAUCGAGCAAGACGAACUAAAUACCCAACCCAUAGAGGAGGCUUUUCAACCCGGGAGCUGUCUCCAAUGCAAGGCCGAGAAGCGAGAGGCUUCCAAGUAUCGAUGGAAACUUGUGCUAUGUCUACUCAUGCCUUAUGCUCUUCAAGCACUCGACGUAACCAUUGUCGCUAGUGCUUUGCCAUGGAUUGCUGCAGACUUCGGCGAAAUCGCCCAACUCAACUGGAUCAUCUCAGCCUUCAACCUGACUUCGGCCGCAUUCAUACCCUUCUGGGCACAGAUGGCCGAUAUAUUCGGACGACAUUGGUCUCUCCAGAUGUGCUCCUUCAUCAUGUUAGUCGGCAGCGCCUUAUGCACCGGUGCCCCAACGACUGCUUUCGGCGCUUUCCUCCUCGGUCGAGCUCUCCAAGGUAUUGCCUGUGCGGGGCUUAACACAAUCAUUCGUGCUAUAUUGGCAGAUAAGGUGUCUUUGGAAGAGAAUGCGAAGAACUGGAGUCUCUUCUCACUAGUAGGGGGCUUAUGUUAUGGGCUCGGCCCCGUCAUUGGCGGUUACCUCACUGCGGCCACUGGACGGUGGUGGUGCUUCGGGAUCAACCUGCCUAUUGCUUUCGUCGGCAUCUUGGUCAUCUUUUUCUUCCUUCGGAACGACCUCCUAGGGCCGCAACCGAUCCCCGAAUUAGAUGAGAACGAGACCGGUCAUCGACAGAAAUUCGCCAGGCGCAUUAUGACUCUUGAUAUCGGCGGACAGCUUCUAUUUCUGUUCGGAUUUGGUCUCAUAAUCCUGGCCUUGACGUGGGGUGGUGCAACUUACGAUUGGAACGAUGCUGCGGUACUUGUUCCUCUCAUCGUCGGUACCCUGCUAGCGGGCGCUUGGCUUUACUACGAAUACUCCAUGGCCCCAGGCGGUGCAUUGUCGUUGAAGUUGUCGUCCCAGCGGCCCAUGUUGCCUUGGAACAUUAUGAAGAACCGAAAUAUUAGCCUCUUAUCCUACAUCAACUUCGCCACGGGGAUGGCUAUGUAUAGUGUUCUUUACUUCGUCGACAUUUACUUCACAAUUGUUAAGGGCUUUCUUUCUGAUAAGGCCGGCGUUCAGUUAUUGUAUUAUACGCCAGGGCUUGGAGUCGGUGUAUACCUCUCGAUGUACUUCUGCAAUGUCUGGCCUCGUCAAACAUUCCUACCCCUAUUCCUCGGCUCCGUAAUAGAGGCCAUCGGCGUCGGUAUGAUGGCGUACGCUCUAUAUUUCGAGCACUCGGCCACUAUAUACGGCAUGAUGGCCCUCACCGGCGCAGGUACAGGCCUACGAUUUAUGCCUUGCAGUCUCCACGCCAUCGGGUUCUUCCCGGACCACGUCGCAACAGUGAUUUCUGUAAUGGCUGUUGCUACGACAUUCGGAGGCACAUUGGCUCUUACUAUCAUGUCCGCUGUUUUCAAUAACACAUCAGGCAUCUCGAAGGAUUCCCCUUUCCAGAAUGACUACGACGCUUUGCACAAGCUCCCAGAUGAGAUAAAAGCCCACGUUAUUGAGGGCGUCAAGAAUGGAAUUACUUGGGCAUUCGUCGCACUGACUCCAUUUAUGGUUCUUUGCGUACUCGUAUCAGCGUGUCUAGGCAAUGUAACCAUUAUCAAGAAAACCGACGGUGCUGAGGCUGCUAAGGCCGAAGCCUCGGGUGAUCAUCUGCACGUUCCCCCAGUUCCCCUCCUGCCGCCCGAGCUACGCCUCAAGAUCUGGGAGUACCUGUUAGCGCCGCGCAUCGUAGCAGUAGCCUGCAUCGACGACGACGCCCCGCCACCAGACGAUGCCGACGACGACGACGAGCCCCCGUCCCCAUGGCCCUCGUUCCCCGACCUGCAGGUCCCGCCCCCGAGCGCCGUGCCCGCUCUCCUGCUCGUCAACCACGAGGCCCGCGCGCUAGCGCUGUCGCGCUACGAACCCGCGUUCGCGUGGAAAGUCCCGUACGUCUUCGUCGCCAACUCCCCGUCGCACGGGAGCGCGACGUCUACGAGUACAGCGUCGGCAGCGGCAUCGUGGUCGCGGCCGCGCGUCUGGUUCGACUACGAGCGGGACGCGUUGUAUCUUGUCGGCGAGCUGGAGCCGUGCGACAGCUACGGGUUCAACAGCGCGAUGGCGUAUUUCCUGCGGCGCGAAGAGGCGCUGCGGGUACGGCGGCUGGCGGUUGCGUUCGGCGCCCUGCGGUACGGGGAGGUGGGUCGCAGCACAUUUUCGGGGCGCUGUUCCAUGUUGUGGAUCGGUUCGCGCGGAUCGAGGGGGGGAGGGUGUUGGUUGCGGUUGUGCCGAGGGACGAGUUUACGCAUUUACUGA